Cephus cinctus (wheat stem sawfly) is the source of this 1219-nucleotide messenger RNA. RefSeq lists its product as uncharacterized. NCBI's taxonomy places the organism in Eukaryota, Metazoa, Arthropoda, Insecta, Hymenoptera, Cephidae. The record is from RefSeq and is a predicted model, not a curated record. The transcript is spliced from 4 exons. Bases 46 to 366 code for a protein of 106 amino acids.
GAGAUUAAACGAUCCAGAGCACCGUCUCCUACGGUCGGAUCGAGGAUGGGUCCAGGUGGCGGAGGACCAGCCGGGGACCUUUUCGAAGGAUUGCUCCCAGGACAUGUGCGCAGGCGCGAGGACUUCAGCCUUGGCCCUCGUAAUCGUGGAUCCAAAGGAGCAGACGAUGAGAAGAAGACGUGCCGAGACGAUCCUCGAAAUUCAAAGGCAACGAUCGGUACGCAGAAUGUAAAAUCGGAUGAACGAGUCGAACAAGUUCCUUCGAAGAGAACGAAAGUAAAAGUACGUGAAGGAACGAGAGGUCCCUUCGCCCGAACGGGAUGCGACCCUUACGUCACGGGACGGCGCGAUCAAGGACCAGUUUGAGGAUAGGGGGUUCCUCAAGGAGGUGCUGAACGAGAGAUUUCUAGGUAAGAGGCGAAAGAGGGGGAAAGAGAGAGAGAGAGAAGGUCCGAUGGACCGAGGGGACUCUCGGUGAGGGAAGUAACUAAUUACGCGAGGGGCAAUCACAGGAGGAUGGAGAAAAAGGCUUGUUAAAGCAAAUUCUAAUCGGUUCCGAAGUCUCUUCGAGUCAUCCGCAGCAUUCGGUAAUGGUCCGAGGUCAGGAGUCCGUAUGGCCCGUGAUUUAUGCUCGACUAGAUGCAAAAGUACGAGCCAGUCGCUCAAUCAUCGAACUAAUUAACUCGAAAUUUGGAUCAUCCUAAACGACUCGUGUGAUUUUUUUCACCCGCUGCCUGUCAAAUUACUGAAGAUAAUGACGUAAGGCGUUCGAGUAAUUGCCUUGGCCGUUCGAAUGCCUUUGGACCGUGGUCGGAUGAUAGACCGGAGACUGGACCGAUAGAUCAGAUUUCCGUGAGCCGUGUAAGUUUAAGAUUUUCAAAAUGGCCAAGUCAUAAUUUUCCGGUUUGACGAUAUUGUUCUUGGUACGUGGGUUUUUCACUUUUCGCUUUAUCCACUUCAUUCUUUUGUACCCGGGACCACCGAAGUGCUGAUCAUGUCCGAGGACGAAGAGUCAUCCGGACCACGAGUCCCACAGGGUCACCUGGCUUUUCUGACCCAGAAAAUUCGAAAAACCAGGACAAUGAAGAAAAACGCUAGAAUACGUAAGAAUGGUGAAAAUAAUGUAAAAGAUGAAAAGAAGCAAAAAAGAAGGAUCUUCUUGAGGAAGGAGCCGCUCUUCUUGCAAUUUGUAUCGGUCGAUGCGUUUUUAACGAUCACC